Molecule: messenger RNA, 1425 nt
Organism: Dermatophagoides farinae (American house dust mite)
Lineage: Eukaryota; Metazoa; Arthropoda; Arachnida; Sarcoptiformes; Pyroglyphidae
Gene: Alg7
Product: Alg7 dolichyl-phosphate N-acetylglucosaminephosphotransferase
Biological process (GO): dolichol-linked oligosaccharide biosynthetic process
Cellular component (GO): membrane
Molecular function (GO): UDP-N-acetylglucosamine-dolichyl-phosphate N-acetylglucosaminephosphotransferase activity
Source: RefSeq, a predicted model, not a curated record
UAUUGAGAACAAAUCACAUGUGUGAUGUGUUUGUGUUUUGUCUAAACUUUGAAUUUGAUUCAUUCCACAUCAUCAUUGAAUCAAACGAACAAAUGGACAUCAAUUAUACAUUAUACAUAAAUGGAUUCAUGUCGAUAUUGGCAUAUUUCGGCGUGAAAAAUGUUAUACCAAAAAUGAGCUCAAUGUUUAUCGAUGCUCAUUUAUUCGGCAAUGAUCUAUGUAAAAAAGAUCGAACGAAAAAAAUACCCGAAUCACAAGGUGUGAUUGCUGGAUGCAUCUAUCUAAUUAUUCUAUUCUGUUUUAUACCAAUACAAUUCAGUCAAUAUAAAUCAAAUCAUCAUCAUUUCAAUCAUGAUCUCUUCACUAUUAACAAUCAUCAUCAUUUGUUUGUUCAAUUUUUAGCCGGACUUUUGUCAAUCUGUUGUAUGCUUUUUCUUGGAUUCGCCGAUGAUGUUUUGAAUCUUAGGUGGCGUGUCAAAUUAUUGCUGCCCACGUUGGCUAGUCUGCCAUUAUUAUUGGUUUAUGCAUUAACCUAUGAUAAUACAACGAUUAUUGUUCCGAAACCAUUUCGUUCAUUACUAGGAUUCAGUCUAGAUCUCAACCUGUUGUACUAUGUCUAUCUUUCUUUGUUGGCUGUAUUCUGUACGAAUGCGAUCAAUAUAUUGGCCGGUAUUAAUGGUCUUGAAGUUGGACAAAGUCUAUUGAUUUGUCUUUCAAUCAUCAGUUACAAUCUUGUGGAAUUGUUGCGUUCAUCGAAUCAUUACCAUUCACAUGUUUUUUCUUUGAACAUGAUGUUACCAUUUUUGGCCGUUACCGGUGCUCUUUUACAUUACAAUUGGUAUCCAGCCCGAAUAUUCGUUGGUGAUACAUUCUGUUAUUUUGCUGGAAUGACAUUUGCCGUUGUUGGCAUUUUGGGACAUUUCAGUAAAACAAUGUUGCUGUUUUUUCUGCCACAAAUAUUUAAUUUUCUAUAUUCAUGUCCACAAUUGUUUCAUUUUCUACCAUGUCCACGACAUCGAUUACCCAAAUACAAUCCACGAACCGAUCUAAUGGAACCAAGUACAUUUACUGUGCCCCAAAGAAGCCAAAUGAGUGCAAGUGCUAAUUUAAUGUUGAAAAUAUUAACAUUUCUAAGGCUAAUUGAAUAUCGUGAAAUUGGAACAAAAUCCACAACAACGACGACCACCUAUGAAUGUUCUAAUUUAACAUUGAUCAAUCUAAUGUUGGUAUUUUUUGGACCAAUGCGAGAAUCACAGUUAACCCGAUUACUAUUAAUUAUCCAAUUUAUUUGCACUCUAAUUGCAUUCUUUAUUCGUUAUGGAUUGAGUGAAAUAUUCUAUUGAAUCUAUUUUUGUUUUGUUUUGUUUUUUGCUAAAUAAUAAACAAAUGUGUGUAUCAUUAUGAAAGACAGACAAAACAAAAUGA